UAGCUUGGCAGCCAGCCCCUCCGGCUCGCGACGCUGCUCCGGGCGCUGCAGCCGGAGCACCCGGGAGGGAGGCUCCGGCGGCCCGGGGGCAGGGGUGCCGUCCUGCGGCAGCUGCAAAGCUCUGCCCGGCCCAGCUGUCCCCGCGACUCCGGGCUGCGUGCAGCUCGGGGCGGGGUGGGCUCGGGGAGGGCCCAGCCUCCGCGCUCCUCCCCGCUGGCCGGGCCAGAGUCGGCUCGGCGAGCCCAGGCGAGCGCCCUUUGCAUAAAGCCCUCCUCCUUGGCCAAGGUAGAGGAAGUUGGGCUCCCGCCUGGAUGGGAGGCGGGAGGGAGACCUGCUCCUGUUGUUUUCCGCCGGCGGCAGAGGGUGCGGGCACGAGGGGCGGGGUGCACCCUCCCGGCCGGGCCGAGCGCUCCGGAGGCAGAGUCUCACUGGGAGAGCUGCCCAGCGCCGCUCUCAGCCCCGACAUCGGACUCACCCCAAGCAUCCUUCCCGGGCGCUGGGCGCUGUGGAAAGGGGAGCUGUUCACUCGGUCGUCCCGAGGACCCGGGAGGAGCACUUGGUACCCGAGGGGCCGGAGCCCUGAGGGGCGCACGCCCGGCCCGGGCAGACCCUGCGUCGCCUGAGGGGCCCCUGCCCGCUCGUGGUGCGAGAUGGCCGCGCGGGUGCCCGAGCCGCCCCGGGUGCUCCUGUGCCUCGCGGCGCUGCUGGCCCGCUGGGUCGCCGCAGAACUGGAGGCCGUCGCCAUCGGAGAAGCUCGCGAGAACGUUACUCUGCACUGCGGCAACGUCUCAGGAGCACGGGGCCCGGUGACCUGGUACCGGGACGACUCGGAGCCUGUCUUCCUCGUCUCCUCCAACUCCAGCCUCCCGCCCGCCGACCCACGCUUCUCGCUGGUGAAUGCCAGCUCCCUGCACAUCGAGGCACUGAGCCUGCGGGAUGAGGGGAACUACACCUGCGGGGAAGUCCUGAAUGAGACGCGGUGGUCCCAAGUGUGGCUGCAGGUGGCCAGUGGCCCGUACGAGGUGGAAGUCAACAUCUCCACCACUGGCAGGCUCCCCAACGGCACCCUCUACGCAGCCAAGGGCUCCCAGGUGGACUUCAGCUGCGCCAGCAGCUCCAGGCCUCCGCCCAUGGUCGAGUGGUGGUUCCGCGCCCCGGAUUCCAGGACCGAGCCCUUUGGAAACAACCUGACGGUCAGCUCCUUCACGCUGCUGCUGAUGUCGCAAAACCUCCAAGGGAACUACACCUGUUUGGCCAUGAACAUGCUCAGCAGGAGGCAUCGAAAGGUGACCACCGAGCUCCUGGUCUACUCGCCCCCUCUGUCCGACUUGGAGUGCUGGGCUGAAAUGUCACCAGGAUUGUCCGUGCUGCAGCUCACCUGUCGCUGGGACGGGGGAUACCCAGACCCUUACUUGGUGUGGACAGAAGAGCCAGGAGGUGCGGUCGUGGGGACCUCAGGCCUGGGAGUGGAGACGCUGAACCGGUCCCAGCUGUCAGAUGGCAAGAAGUUCAAGUGCAUUGGGAGCCACAUAGUGGGGCCGGAGUCGGGAGCCAGCUGUGUGAUUCAGAUCCGGAGCCCCUCCCUUCUCUCGGAGCCCAUGAAGACCUGCUUCGUGGGGAGCAAUGUGACACUCACCUGCCACGUGUCUGGAGCUUACCCUCCUGCAAAGAUCCUGUGGCUGAGGAACCUCACCCAGCCUGAGGUGGUCAUCCAGCCCAACAGCCACUACCUCAUCACCCAUAACGGCCCGAGCUCCACCCUGACCAUCCAGAACUGCUCCCAGGACCUGGAUGAGGGCUACUACGUCUGCCGGGCUGAGAACCCCGUGGGGGUGAGGGAAGUGGACAUCUGGCUGAGCGUCAAAGAACCUUUAAACAUCGUGGGAAUUGUGGGAACCAUCGUGAGCCUCCUCCUGCUGGGAGUGGCCAUUAUCUCAGGGCUCAUGUUGUAUUACAGCCCUGUGUUCUGCUGGAAACGAAACACUAUCAGGGGACAAGACAUGGCUGAUGUCAUGGUUUUGGUGGAUGAGGAAGAGGAAGAGGUGGAGGAGGAGGAAGAAUAUGCUGCAGGACAGGAGGAGGAGGAUGAGGAGGAGGAGGAAGCAGCAGCUGACAGGGAGGAAUUGCCAAAAGAAAUACCCAAGCACGUCCACAUUCACAGAGUGACCGCACUGGUGAAUGGGAACAUAGACUGGAUGGCCAAUGGACUCCAGGCUCUGCAAGACGACAGCGGUGAGCAGCAGAGCGACCUCGCUCAAGAAGAAGACAGGCCAGUCUGAAGGAAAGAGACGUCCUCCGUGGUCCUGUCUUACGAGCUCGGGAAGCUGCAGCGAAGAGGAGCUUUUCAUUCGCC
Molecule: messenger RNA, 2353 nt
Organism: Phyllostomus hastatus (greater spear-nosed bat)
Lineage: Eukaryota; Metazoa; Chordata; Mammalia; Chiroptera; Phyllostomidae
Gene: VSIG10
Product: V-set and immunoglobulin domain containing 10
Exons: 9
Coding region: 651-2279 (542 amino acids)
Biological process (GO): cell-cell adhesion
Cellular component (GO): cell-cell junction
Molecular function (GO): cell adhesion molecule binding
Source: RefSeq, a predicted model, not a curated record